This is a messenger RNA of Pipra filicauda (Wire-tailed manakin), 2540 nucleotides long. It is a transcript of the gene VWCE, whose product is annotated as von Willebrand factor C and EGF domains. Gene Ontology annotation, molecular function: protein binding; calcium ion binding. The coding region runs from base 19 to 2514 and encodes 831 amino acids. The record is from RefSeq and is a predicted model, not a curated record. Gene Ontology annotation, cellular component: cytoplasm. Lineage: Eukaryota; Metazoa; Chordata; Aves; Passeriformes; Pipridae. The transcript is spliced from 21 exons. Gene Ontology annotation, biological process: cellular response to virus.
GUGCUGGAGCCGCCUGUCAUGUUGGUGGAGCUGCUCUUCCAGGCUGCCUGUGUGUCCCUGCUCCUCUCCAGCGGCCAGGCCAGGGGGUAUCCCGGGAGGAAGAAGCCGGGAAGCUUUGCCGUGGAGAGGCGCCGCGGGGGGCCCCACGUUUGCUUCCCGGGCUCCGGCAGCGGAUGUUGUCCCGGCUGGAUGCUGUCCCCGGGCAGCGGGAAGUGCACCCUGCCGCUCUGCUCCUUCGGCUGCGGCGGCGGCUCCUGCGUCGCUCCCAACCUCUGCCUGUGCCCGGAUGGGGAGCAGGGAAUCACCUGCCCAGAUCCGCCGGGAACGUGCGGGGAGUACGGCUGUGACCUGUCCUGUAACCACGGCGGCUGCCAGGAGGUCGCCCGCGUGUGUCCCGUCGGCUUCUCCAUGGCGGAGACUCCCAACGGCAUCCGCUGCACCGACAUCGACGAGUGCCGGAGUGGGGCCUGCGAGGGGCCGUGCGUGAACACGGAGGGCGGAUUCGUGUGCCAGUGCGGCUCCGGCCGGGAGCUCUCCACGGAUCGGCGCAGCUGCCGCGACAUGGACGAGUGCCAGGCCACGCCGUGCCAGCACCGCUGCGAGAACAGCGUCGGGAGCUACCGCUGCUCCUGCCGGCCCGGAUACCAACUCCACGGGAACCGGCAUUCCUGCCUGGAUGUGGAUGAAUGCCGGCGGCCGGGAACGCGCCGCUCCUGCCAGCACAGCUGCCACAACAUUCCCGGGAGCUUCCGCUGCUCCUGCCGCCCUGGAUACCGGCUCAGCACAGACAGGGUGUCCUGCGAAGGGUAUCCCAAAGCCAUCCUGGCCCCGUCACCCAUCCUGCAAUCCCUGCAGCACCCGCCCACCCUCGUCCUGCUCCCUCCCGGCUCCCACCUGCUCCCGAGGGGCUCCCCCUCUCCCCACAUCCCUGUGGCAGCUCCCGGGACCCAAUUCCCACCCUCUUCUCCGUCCCUGUCUCCCGGUACCUCCAUCCCACCGUCCCCUCGCUGUCGGCACCGCGGGGUUUCCCGGGAGCCCGGCGCUCGCUGGACAGAGCCAGGAUGCCGGAGCUGCACCUGCCAGGAGGGACGAGUCCUGUGUGACGCCGUGAGCUGCUCCAUUCCCUGCUCCCACCCGCUUCCCGCUCCGGCUGGGGGGUGCUGCCCCACCUGCACAGGGUGCCUCCACGAGGGGGUGGCCAGAGCAGAGGGCGAUGUCUUCUCCCCAUCCGAUGGGAAUUGCUCCGUCUGCAUCUGCUUGGCCGGGAACGUCUCCUGCCUUUCCCCGGAAUGCCCCGCAGGCUCCUGCCCCAGCCCCUGCCAUCCAGCCAAGUGCAGUUUCCGGGGCCGCACGUACGCGCACGGGGCCCGGUUCAGCCCGGACGGGGACGGAUGCACCACCUGUGUCUGCCAGGGCGGGGAGGUGGAAUGUUCCUUCGCUCCCUGUCCCAUCCUGGACUGCCCCCAGCACCAGCGGCUCCUGCGCCCCGGGCAGUGCUGCUCCUCCUGCCGGGACCCUCCGGCCCCCGCCGGUUGCUUCCUGGAGGACAACGGCGUGCAGUUUCCCGUGGGACAGCUCUGGUCUCCGGGCGAUCCCUGUGAGUUAUGCAUCUGCCAGGCAGACGGCUCCGUGAGCUGCCAGCGCACGGAAUGCCUGGAGACCUGUCCCUAUCCCAUCCGGAUCCCCGGGCAGUGCUGUCCCGACUGCUCCGCAGGCUGCACCUACAUGGGGCGGGUGUUCUCCAACAACGAGACCUUCCCGUCGGAGCUGGAUCCGUGUCUCAGCUGCAUCUGCCUGCUGGGAUCGGUGGCCUGCUCGCCUCUGGAAUGUGCCAUCGUGUGCUCCUACCCCUUCCACCCCGAGGGCCGCUGCUGCCCCGUCUGUGACGACUGCAACUACCGCGGCAGGAAGGUGGAGAACGGGCAGAGCUUCACCCCCGAGGGACAGCCCUGCACCCGCUGCGCCUGCCAGCUCGGGGAGGUGACCUGCGAGGAGCGGCCGUGCCCCCUCUCCUGCUCCGAGCCCCCCGUGAUUCCCGCUCCCUGCUGCCCACCCUGCCCAGCCACAGAUGUCCGGCUCCCGCUGCAGGGCAGUGACCUGUCCCCAUCCUCAUCCCCCUCCUCCUCCCACUCCCCAUCCUCAUUCCCAUCUUCCCUGUCCCCAUCCUCCCCUCAGUCCCCAAUCCCUAAGGAUUCACCCCCUGGUACCUCCCACCCCAAUCCCCCAAAAUCCCGCCCCCGCCUGGCCCAGCUCCUGCUUCCCAACACAUCCGCCGCCCCCAGCCCCUUUCCCGGGAUUUGGGAUGCCGGGGAUCCCCCUCCCACCACCCCGAGCCCCUCCGGACACCCCUCGGUGCCCCCCGACCCCCCCUCCGAGGCCGCAGCCCCCCCAGAUCCCACGGGCUGCUCCGGCCCCGAGGCUCAGGGAUCCCUCGGGAAUGCGGAUCCCGCUGCGGUGCCGCCGGACGGCGGGAAGAGCCCCAGGUGCCGAGUGCCGGGAGGAGGAGGAGGAUGAGGAAGAGGAGGGGGGUCUGCAGGAUC